Molecule: messenger RNA, 1259 nt
Organism: Ipomoea triloba (trilobed morning glory)
Lineage: Eukaryota; Viridiplantae; Streptophyta; Magnoliopsida; Solanales; Convolvulaceae
Exons: 2
Source: RefSeq, a predicted model, not a curated record
CCAUGGCCACUAGGAGUCGGUCUGUGGCUCCGGUUGCGAGUUUGACUGUGCAAGUUUCCUCUGUUGAUCCUACUUGUUAUACUCAGGCAGUCAAACACUCUGAAUGGAGGGAGGCAAUGGAUCAGGAGUUCAAUGCCUUGUUGCAGAAUCAGACAUGGUGCUUGGUUCCUCCCACUGCGUCUAUGAAUAUUAUUGGCUGCAAGUGGGUGUUUCGCACGAAAAGGAAGGCUGAUGGAUCUGUUGAGCGCUACAAGGCCAGGCUCGUGGCUAAAGGGUUUAAUCAGGUCCCGGGUCAAGAUUUCUUUGACACUUUCAGCCCGGCUGAUGUUUCGUUAUUUUAUUAUUCUCGUGGAUCGGCUACUGUUUACCUGCUUGUUUAUGUGGAUGAUAUUCUUGUUAUGAGCAAUGAGCAUGGUGCAUUGGAGGCUUUGCUCUCCAAGCUCUCUAGUACUUUCAAGAUUAGAGAUCUUGGUGUGCCUGGGUUUUUCCUUGGGAUUGAAACAGUCAAGUGUGCAGAUGGAGUGUUGCUUUCUCAGCGCAGGUAUAUGACUGACAUACUUAAACGAGCUGGUAUGACAGACUGCAAACCUGUGUCUACACCUACUACGACUUCAAAGACAAUAUCUACCUGUACAGAUCCAUAUGAUGAUCCCACGCAAUACAGGAGCAUUGCAGGUGCACUACAGUACCUAACUAUCACGAGACCAGAUUUAUCCUUUGCAGUUAAUCUGCUUUGUCAGCACAUGCAUGCUCCAACCACUGCACAUUGGGAACAACUGAAACGUGUGUUAAGGUAUGUUAAAGGUACUAUGUCUUUGGGUCUGCGAUUGAGAAAGUCAAGUUCAGGUGAGCUUCAUGCAUUCUCGGAUUCUGACUGGGCUGGUUGUCCUACGGAUAGAAAGUCUACUAGUGGGCAUGCUGUGUUUCUUGGAACCAAUCUAGUGUCCUGGGUAUGCAAGAAACAAAGGACUGUUGCUCGAUCUUCUACUGAAGCAGAGUACAAGGCUCUUGCAGAUGUAUGUGCUGAAGUUCUGUGGAUCCUCUCUUUGCUGCGAGAAAUAGGAAUUUCACCUCUUCCAGUGCCCAAACUUUGGUGUGACAAUCUUGGAGCUACUUAUAUGUGUGCUAAUCCUAUUUUUCAUGCUCGCACAAAACAUGUCGAAAUUGAUUAUCACUUUGUGAGAGACAGAGUGGCUGCAGGAGACAUUCAGGUGCACUUUAUUUCUACUAAGGAUCAGCUAGCUGAUAUUUUCACCAAG